Suillus fuscotomentosus is the source of this 1242-nucleotide messenger RNA. RefSeq lists its product as uncharacterized. NCBI's taxonomy places the organism in Eukaryota, Fungi, Basidiomycota, Agaricomycetes, Boletales, Suillaceae. Gene Ontology annotation, cellular component: endoplasmic reticulum membrane. The record is from RefSeq and is a predicted model, not a curated record. The coding region runs from base 1 to 1242 and encodes 413 amino acids. The transcript is spliced from 7 exons. Gene Ontology annotation, biological process: unsaturated fatty acid biosynthetic process. Gene Ontology annotation, molecular function: iron ion binding; stearoyl-CoA 9-desaturase activity; heme binding.
AUGUUUAUCAAGAAUGUGAUGCAGGGCUUUCCGACCAUCACUGGCAUACGAUGGUUCAACCUUUCUGUCCUUGUCAUCACGCCAGCUCUUUCGCUGUAUGGCUUGCUUUAUGUUCCCAUCCUUCAGAAGACCGUUGUUUGCACUGCCCUCUAUUAUAUUUAUUCCAUGCUUGGCAUAACUGCUGGAUACCACCGGCUUUGGUCACACAGAUCGUAUAACGCUUCGUUCCCCUUGCAGGUAUUCCUUAUCCUUGCAGGGGCGAGUGCAGUGCAAGGCUCGUGUUAUUGGUGGGCACGCCGCCAUCGUUCUCAUCACAGGCAUACCGACACGGAUCUGGACCCGUACAACUCAGAACGAGGCCUCCUCUGGACGCACAUAGGAUGGAUUAUUUUUAAGUCAGACUUGAAACCCGGGCCAGCAGAUAUCUCUGACUUGGGCAAGGACCCUCUCGUACAAUGGCAACACCGAUGGUACUUUGUCAUCCUGACUAUUUUCGGGUACCUGCUUCCGAUGAUCAUCCCUGGCUUGUUGUGGGGAGACUGGAAAGGCGGAUUCUUCUUCGUUGGUGCAUUUCGUAUGACCGCGUGUCAUCACUGCACUUUUUGCAUCAACUCUAUUGCCCACUAUCUCGGAACUACGCCGUACGAUGACAAGCACACACCCCGUGAUCAUCUUUUGUCCGCUAUUCUCACUAUGGGAGAAGGAUACCAUAACUUCCACCAUCAAUUUCCCAUGGACUACAGGAAUGCAUUCCGAUGGUAUCAGUACGACCCUACCAAGUGGUUCAUCGGUGUCUGUCACUAUAUCGGUCUUGCCUCCCAUCUCCGUGUUUUCCCUAGCAACGAAAUUGAAAAGGGCGCACUCACGAUGAAGAUCAAGGCUCUCAAGGACAUCCAGGACUCAAUUGAAUGGCCCGUACCCCCGCAAGAACUUCCUGUGGUUUCGUGGAAAACAUUCCAGGAAGAAUCCCAGUCUCGGACCCUUCUCCUCAUCUCAGGUUUUAUCCACGACGUGUCAAUGUUCCUUGAUAGCCAUCCGGGAGGAUCCGUUUUACUCACACGAAACUCUGGGAAAGACAUGACGGCGUCAUUCUUUGGCGGUGUCUAUGCCCACUCUCACGCAGCGCAUAACCUCCUUGGGAUGAUGCGUGUGGGCAUUCUAGCAGGUGGUGUGGAAGCGCCAGCAGAGCAUGCCAUCCCACCCAGUCAGCGACUGGUCAUACGUGCUAACACCUCCCAUUAA